AUGGGCGGUAAAAUCACAAAGGUUGUACCUGGUUUAUACAUUGGUGCCAACGAAAAUGUAAGAGAUGAUGAAGAUCUUAUAGCGAACUGUAUUUCCCACAUACUUUCUGUUCAGAGUUCAGAUACAAAUAUUAAAAAAUUAUCUAACCAUGUCUACCACAAAGUUUUUGUUGGAGAGCCAGACACCAAGGGUCUGCUCCGAGUCAUCCCUGAAGCCAACGAUUUUAUUCAUGGUGCACGGGUGGCCUCUGGCAAUGUCCUUGUGCAUAGCGAAUCGGGCAUGUCCUCAAAUGUCGCCGUGGUCGCGGCUUACCUCAUGACGGUCUAUCAGCUGGAUAGAAAAACUGCAAUUGCAACGCUGCAAGGGUUGGUACCGGCUGUGCAGCCCAUACCUAGUCUCCAAAACCAACUCGAUCGCUUCUACGACAAUGGCAGUGUUGAGGUUGAUGGGAAAUCGGUCAUUACUGCAGCAACCGAGAGGGAACGACUGGAAAAAAAAUUCGGCCGUUGGCCCGGAAUGGAGACCGACAAACGAUUUCUGCAAGCCGCUUUGACUUCGCAUGAUAACCUUAAGGCGUCAGGAGCGUUUCUACUUUCCUCUGGUGAAAGCAGAUCCCGCCAGCAGUCAGUGUCCCCUCCUCCCGCAACUCCUGAUGUCCCCAAAUGCGACACAAACGUGUCCGUCAAAUUAUCUGCUCCUAAGAGUAAGCCCUCAAACGAGAAUGCUGACUUGGACUUUUGCUUUGACGACGUUCACGAAAACGAGAACGAUGACCACGGUGGUGACGUCGACGAGCGCGUGGACGUCGAUCCCCCGUCUUCUCCCUCCCUCGAAAAAAGUCACGAUGACCUCAGCGAUGAGGACGCCAUCGUUGGCUCCAUUCCCGUGCCACGGGGCAUGCCAGGCGGCAACAUCGCCUUCUCCAGUCGUCCGCAGCCCCUCUACCAUCGGCCAACUGCUGCGCCGACUGUCCACAUCCGAGGGGGGGACGGUGGUGGCAGUCGAGAUAUUUUUGAGCUGGUCGAGGACGCCGCGGCAUCACUUAGCGGUGCUGGGCUAGUGUACUCCUCCACCGCCCCCGCCAAUGGCGACAUCGCUUUUAGGAGGCCUCAAAUUUAG
Molecule: messenger RNA, 1119 nt
Organism: Mesocestoides corti
Lineage: Eukaryota; Metazoa; Platyhelminthes; Cestoda; Cyclophyllidea; Mesocestoididae
Source: the annotation of a GenBank genome assembly